AACGCACGACGCGGUCAGUGAACCGAAGUUAGUGUACGUGGUGGGCUGGCAGACGACUCUGGUUGCGCAUUUCGUCGACCUUUUCCCUGAUUUGCAAACUGAAAGGGUCGUUGGAUGUUCUAGCGACGCACCCUUGACACACCAGGAUGGAUUUGAACACUGCUCUGAUUUCCGGCGCCGGGACGGUCUUGUGUGGGGUCUUCGUGGCCAUCAUCUUCAUCUUCGGCUUCAAAGAGAAGACUUUCGAAGAGGCGCUGGACGAGCAGCGCAGACGUGGCGGCGAGCUGAUGGACCUCAUCGGCGACAAGGCGCGCGCCAAGAAGCCCAAGAAGCCCAGCAAGAAAAAGGAAAAGCAGCAGCAGCAGGUUGACCAGCCGCAGCCAGCCGCCCCUGCAUCCACACCCAUCGAGAUGCACCCUCACGUCGAGUUCAAGUUCCCCGAGGCUGAAGUUGUAAGUGAGAGAGUCGCACCUACAGUCGUUGCCCCUGCUCAGGAUGAAGUGAAGAAGAAGCGCAAGAAUAAGGUCAAGCCUAUUUUGCACAACCGAGAGGAGCACAGUCCUCUGGCCGAAGAGGAACCUGUGGUGGCCAAUCACUUUGAAGAAAUUCUGCCCAAGGAUGACGUCCUCAUGAAGAGGAGCAUAAGCCAGGAGGAAUCUCUUGACGAAGUUGACGCUGACGAUGUGCCACCUCCGCUGCCCCCGAAGCCCAAGUCUGUCAAAGUGGUGCCCCCGGUUUUGGCCAAAGUCAAGCAGGCCCAGGGCAAGGUGGCCCUCAACAGCAGCGAGCCGAUCAAACCGGGCAAGGUUGUGCUCAACACCGAAAAGCCAACCAAGCUGGCCCUCAAUGUCCAGGUGGCCGAGGCGCCUGUUGUGGCCGUCAGCCAGCCUGUCCAGGCCGCUGCACCUGCAUUGGUUGUCCAGCCCAUCGUGCCGAAGGACAAGAAAAAGAAGAAGGGCGACGUCCUUUCCCUCCAGCAGAUGAUCAGCAAAGACUCUGAGACAGUCACCCUUGGCAUGCUGCUGCCGCUUGUGCAAAGAGCUGAGUUGUCGCGCUCCGAGGUCCAUCAGCUCAUUGAGCAGCUGCUGAACCGUGAGCGUGUCGAAGGCCAUGAAUGGGUGGAGGGCCGUCAGGACCCUGUUGCGCGACUUAAAAAGCAACUGGCCGAGAAGGAAAAGGCCCUUGCUGAGGAACAGCAGGGCGCUCAGGCUGUGCAUGCCAAGCUUCUUGAACUGAGGGCCGAACUGAACGGCGAAAAGUCACGCCAGGGCGCUGCUCAGAGGCAGCUGGAGGAGCAACUGAUUGCCAAGAACCAUGCCAUCCAAGUGCUGAACAACCAACUGCAGGCUACUGCUGACCUGCAGAACAAGAAUGCGCACAACACACAAAUGCUUCAAAAUCAAUUGCUGGAGGAGCGAAAACUUGUUAGGAAGCUGACAGAAGAAAAGAAUGCUGCACUCAAGAGUGCUGCAGCCCAAAUUGACAUUUCCAAACUGACACAGGUUCACCAAGAGGAGGUUUGCCAGUUGCAAGCACAAAUUGCCGCCUCUCAGAAUGCAAUUGCGGACCUCGAAAAUAGGAUUCAGAAGAGUCAAAGUGUGCACGAUGAACUUCGAAAUGAAUUAAAUGCUUCAAAGCAGAAGAUUCACAAUGAGGAACAAGAGAAAGAGUCUUUGAAGGCGGAGCUCAUGUCUUCGAAAAAGAACCUGGAGAAUAUCUCGAUUGUUCACAAUGAGCUUGAGCAGCGAAUUAGAAGUCUUGAGUCUGACCUUAAACAAAGUCAGGAAGAAACGAAACGUCUCAAAGCUGAGGCAGCCAAAGCUCCAAUUGCUAGUGAAGUUCCUGAUUUCAGUCAUAGAGUGAAAGAGCUUGAGGAAAAAAUUUUGCUCAGGGUCGAAGAAAAAGAUGCUCUUCUAAAUAAAUUGCUGUCUGAGAAGUCGCAGCACACAAGCACAAUUGACAAACUGAAGGAGGAACUGGAAGCUCAAAGACUUAAAAAUGACGAUUUGCGAACAAAAAAUUGGAAGGUCAUGGAGGCAGCCACAACUGCCGAGAAAAAGUUAGAGGCUAAAAUGAAAGAGUGUGAGAGACUAACCAGAGAUGCAGCUUCCAUUAAAUCGCAAGGCGAGGAGCAGGAUUCCUUCCGCCAGCUGUUGCAAAGACUUUUCCCUGAAGUUUCUUCUCCUGAUAUUAAGGACCAAGCUUUGUGGAUCCAACAAUUUGAAACAUCCGCCCAGCAGUAUCUGCAGGAGCUUAGUAGUGACCAGCAGCAACAGGUUUCAUCACCAAGUGCUGAUGAAUCAACCAAACUUGUUUUGGACGAAGUUGAAAGCCAAAACAAGCAGUUGCAAGCUAUGGUCACCCACUACAAAACCAUCAUUGAGGAGACCGAGGGAAUGCUCAACAAGCUGGAGAAACAUGUGGAACAAGAGGAGGCUCGCUGGAGGCGACAACUCGAGCUCAAGGAUGAAGAGCUGGAGGCUGUGGUCAGAGAUAGAGACUCACUUAAAUCCAAGGUUGAGAGCUGUGCUGGCAAUGCUGACGCUGUGAAAAGACUAGAUGAGGUGCAAGAGAAAUUAAAGAAAGUAGAAGAGACGGAGUCCAGCGCUAAAAAGCAAAUUAGUGAAUUGCAAGCCCGCCUUGAGGGAGUGACUGAAGACUUGAAAUCUGCAAAACAGUCUAAAGAGGAGCAGGAUGCAAAUGCUGCUCAACUUGCGAAAGAAGCCGGUCGCUGUCAACUGCUGGAGCAGCAAAUCAAGGAGUUGGAGUCCAAACUCGGAUUGGCGCUUUCUAAUCACAUAGAAAAUAAAUCUAAGGAUGCCACAUUAAAUUCCAAUACCAAUGGCCUGUCGCUGGAGCCUUCCAUAUCUGAGAGUAGGCCUGUAAAGCGGCGAAGGUUUACAGAGUGGUUCCGAAGAAAAAUGAGUUAUCGCAAACGACGCAGCGUUUCCUCUGCGCCCUGAAGCCACAAAUAGACAUUCUAUGGACAAAAGCUGUGCGUGCAAGAAUUUGUUCCGUCACUGCAUUAUCAACUCAAAACUCAACCCAAUUGGUCCCCCAGUCAUAUAAUAAUGAAUAUUACUAUUUUUCCUUGUUGAAAUGUAAUUUUGUAACAUGUAAUAUUUUUCCUCUUGUUGUCUUUUUUAAGAAGUACUUUUAUUUUGUCUCUGAAAUGAAACUCGGUAUAUGGGUCAAAAUUGCAUUGAUUAAUGCGCAUAAUAAUGAUACGAUUAUUUAGAUUAACAAAGAAUAUCACAGAUACUACUAUCGCAUAAUAUUUUAUUAGGGAUGUGUAGUUUUUAUGUCAAUAUGUUCCAUUAAUCUUAAUUUUCUUGUGUUUUUUUUUUAAAGUAUAUAAUUAAAUGUUAUAGCACAGCUGUCAUUACACUCGCCCCCAAAGCAUUGUCAAGCACUGAUUUUUUUUACUACAGAGUACAUAAAAAUUUCUGAGAAAUUGGCACAAUUUUUUACAGUCGGUGUUGCUGUACUUAUGAAUUAAGUAAGGCCUAAUCCAAGGCAACAUAAGAUGUGACUGACCCAGUGUUGCACUGCUGCUGUGUGAUGAUAAAAUCUAAAUGUGUCACUUCUAUGGGCAAUUGUUUUAAUACUAAAUUUGUAAUAAGAAAAUAAUAAAACCAGCUUUACAAACUCGAGGAAA
This is a messenger RNA of Neocloeon triangulifer, 3658 nucleotides long. It is a transcript of the gene alt, whose product is annotated as ribosome-binding protein 1. Gene Ontology annotation, cellular component: endoplasmic reticulum membrane. The transcript has 17 exons. NCBI's taxonomy places the organism in Eukaryota, Metazoa, Arthropoda, Insecta, Ephemeroptera, Baetidae. The record is from RefSeq and is a predicted model, not a curated record. The coding region runs from base 147 to 2963 and encodes 938 amino acids.